Notodromas monacha is the source of this 1661-nucleotide messenger RNA. The record is from the annotation of a GenBank genome assembly. NCBI's taxonomy places the organism in Eukaryota, Metazoa, Arthropoda, Ostracoda, Podocopida, Cyprididae.
AAAUCACUUUUAAAGAUGCCGAAAACAAUCGAGCAGGAUGUCACUGUAAGUUUCAUGAGCUCGCAGUGUUGACCGCGCGAGGAGCAUACAUAUUAAAUUUGUUCGAUUUAAUCUUCCAUUACACACUUAAACUGUACUCUAUACAAUUGAUUAAAUAAUCAUGAACAUAUAGAACGACGAAAAAGCGCGAAAUCAACGUAGUACAGUAGAUUGAGACACGGAACUCGCCUCAUCUCCCGUACAACCUUCGCGGUUAUCUAACUGAACGAAUGGAACAGCAUGGCAUCUUGCGUUACGAUAUUCACCACGGCUCUUUUUUAUUGAUGCCUCUUGGCGAACUUGGUAUUUUGCAUAUCCUGUUUGGGGAACAAUUAUGAUGAUGCAGAGUUCCGAUUCGAGGGUUGAGCAUUCGGUGCGGAGCCGAUCAUGUUCUUCGAGGCGGAUCCGAAUGGUUCGGCGUUGGUCGACGAACAACCAAGAAUCAACAUCAAUCAGCCGCGAUGGGACCAGAGGAAGUAUUGGGGCCGAGUGCGACACUUCAUGAUCACCACCUUGCCCACGAAUCUGCUGAAAAGCGACGUGGAAUUGGAUAAGGCCCAGGAAGUGGUGCUAAAAUACAGACGUGGCGAGAAGCUACCGGGAAUGACUGUUGAUGAGCUAUGGCGAGCAAAGCAUACCUACGAUUCCGCUUUCCAUCCCGAGACAGGAGAAAAACAGAUGUUGAUUGGCCGAAUGUCUGCACAAGUACCAUGUAACAUGGUGAUCUCUGGCUGCAUGCUGACGUGGUACAGGUCAAAUGUUGCGGCAUUUUUCUGGCAAUGGAUCAACCAAUCCUUCAAUGCUUUGGUCAACUACACCAAUAGAAGUGGAAAAUCUCCAAUAACCAACGAACAGCUUGCGGCAUCUUAUUUCUUGGCAACCAGCGGAGCAGUCGGUACAGCAAUCGGAUUGAACAAACUCGUCAGAUUCAUGCCACCUUUGAUCGGAAGAUGGGUUCCUUUCGCAGCUAUAGCAGCCGCGAACUGCGUCAACAUCCCGAUGAUGAGGCGAAAGUGCGUGUUUAUGUUUUCCUAUCCCGAUGAGCUGGCUGCUGACACUCAUCGCAUUCCAUUGUUCUUAUUGGAUGUUUUCAGAGAGAUAACAGAAGGAAUCCCGGUGCUCGAUGAUCAUAGUGGAAACCCCGUGGCAGUCUCCCAGGAAGCAGCGAAACGAGGCAUUUCCCACGUGGUUGUCAGCAGAAUCGCCACAGCUGCUCCUCAUUUUGUGCUCCUGCCGAUCUUGAUGAAUCAUCUGGACAAGAGAGGCUUUCUGAGACGCAACCCGUGGUCAGCUCUACCGAUUCAGUUGGCAGGAGUGGGGUUCCUUCGAUCUUUCGCAACCCCGCUGUGCACGGCAUUCUUUCCACAAAUCUCAUCCAUCGAGGUCUCCAGACUCGAGCCAGAAGUUCAGGAAGUGAUCAGAAAACUGGAAAACCCCCCGGAAAUCGUCUACUACAACAAGGGUUUAUAAUAAAUUGGCUGGGAAGUGCUUGUACCGCAGUGUUCGUGAAUAAAGCUUAUGAUUCGUGCUCUUCAUCAUUUCAAAUUUUGUUACGCGGAUUGCAUGCUUUACUAUAGUUACGUGUAAACGUUGAAGAAUAAAAGCUGUGCGAUUAAUCAGAA